This is a messenger RNA of Nezara viridula (southern green stink bug), 1572 nucleotides long. The record is from the annotation of a GenBank genome assembly. Lineage: Eukaryota; Metazoa; Arthropoda; Insecta; Hemiptera; Pentatomidae.
GAUAGAAAGAAAUACAAUGCUGGAAAUGUGCUUUCAUAGGAAAAGAGAUGGGCUCUAAGGAGAGAGGGCUGGGGGUCCAUGUCCUCUAGUGAUGGUUCUCUGGGCCACAUUGCUAGUCCUGCAUGGAGCCACGAUUGCUGGAUCGAUGCCGGCGGGUGGCACCCCAGAGAACAUUACCAUCAUGUUCCUGAGUCCCUCAGAGGUAAAAGUCUCCUGGACUACAGCCGUCGAGCCGGCCGAAAAGUAUGACGUUACUUAUAAACCCACCGAUGCCAGGGUGGUCAUGGUUGUGGCGGGCAACUCAGAUUCUGUGACGCUGAGUAGUCUCAAGCCGAAUACACAGUACCAAGUGACUGUGACAGCUGUAAGAGGGGGCAGAAAGUUCAAAAGUAGGCCAGUUGUCUUCAGAACUCAAGAAAUGCCCAAGAUACCUCAAGAAACAACUGUUCAAAUAACUGGUGGUCCGCCAUCAAAAAUACUUCUAAGCCCAGGCAUACCUCCACCACCAGGAAUGUCUCCACCAUACAUACAGGUGAGAGGGGUUGAGGUGGGUAUAGUCUGCUUAGUGCUUCUGGUAUGGGUAGGAGCAAUAAUUCUCUUCUUCAACCGCUGGGGCAAGAUAAGAAUGCUCCUUCCAUACCAGCCAGAUUAUAAAGAUACUCAACUCAAAGUGCCAGGUACAUGUCAACAAGGCACAUCUUGCCAAGCAACUGGAUCUUCUGGUCUCUGUUGUGCUCAGAGAUGGAGAGAUGGGCGAGAAGACUGGGGCGGAAGGAGGCUUUUGAUGUCACGUGCUCGAAUCAACUCGGCGGUCUAUAUUGGUGUCGAGGCUGAGCCACUGUUUCCUUGUGGUGGCAGAAGAACCAGAAGUGCUGACCAGCUAGUACUUCCUCUUCUUUCGGUGUCUUCUGUACCACCUGAAGAGAAACCAACGGAGCAACAUCUUUGAAAAAGACUAAAUAUUAAUAUUUGUUUACCUUACUUUUAUACUUUGAGCCUGAAAAAUAUUCACUUUUAACUAAAGAUAAGUAUAAUAUAAAUAUUUAGCGUAUCAGCAGAAAGAAAAUGGAGAUAUUUCUACUUUUAUUUAUUAUUUAUUGUAUGAAUUAACAAUAAACUACACUUUGAGAUCAGUGGAUCAGAUGGUUAUACUAGAGGACAUGAUGUUGACAAAAUUACUACUCUAAUAUUGAAGUUUGAAAUUAUUGUAAUGUCUAGGAAAUUCGGAAUUUGUUAAGGAGAAGAAAUACUUAUGAUCAGCUUGUAAAGUUUAGGAUUAUAUUUAAGUAAUACAAUUGCUAGGCUUGAAUGUUGUUCUUUUUUUAUUUAUUCAUUUUUUAUUCAAUUUUUAGUGUGAUAAUUUAUAAUGUGUGCAAUUUAUAUUUUACAUAUUUUCAUAAUUUGACUACUUUCAUCCAAAUCAGCACAAAACAUUGAUUAAUGCAUAAAAUUAUUUAAAAUAAAAUAUGCUCAUUGCUUCUCCUUCAUUUAUUAAAUUAUUAUUUAUCAUAAAUAAUACUGAAGUCAUUAAUAUUUUCAGAUGCAAAAAUAAGGCAAUAUCAAAUCAUUUGG